Ziziphus jujuba (common jujube) is the source of this 3601-nucleotide messenger RNA. Its product is annotated as ent-kaurene synthase TSP4, chloroplastic. Gene Ontology annotation, molecular function: magnesium ion binding; terpene synthase activity. Bases 847 to 3201 code for a protein of 784 amino acids. Gene Ontology annotation, biological process: gibberellin biosynthetic process. The record is from RefSeq and is a predicted model, not a curated record. Gene Ontology annotation, cellular component: chloroplast. The transcript has 14 exons. Lineage: Eukaryota; Viridiplantae; Streptophyta; Magnoliopsida; Rosales; Rhamnaceae.
AUACUUUUUUUACUUUUGUUUAAAUUCUAGGAAUGAAAGCUCUCCAAAUAUGAAAGUAUUUAAAAACUAUAUUAUAGAUGAUACAAUAAUAGUGUAAUAGAUCCAAUUAUAUAUAUCAAAUAUAUGAAUAAAAACCUUGACAAUAAUAAAUUAGCUUGAAGGUACGGAAAAAUGAUGAAGAUGAUGACGAAUAAUCCCACUGGUUGUUGUUAUAUUGGGUUGUUCCAUUUUCGAAAAGACAGUAGAAAUGGAAGGCGAGAGAUGAAAGGGAGGUUUGAAGGAAGGUAAACGGAUAGGCUGACAUAGGAUUUAGCGAGUGGCAUGGAGGGAGGGACACUGUGAUGGGACCACAAAGUAAAAGCAAAAGCAUCUCUUUGAUACGAGCAGGCAAAGGAUUCCAUGCUUCUAAGUUCCAACAAACAAAACAACCUGCGAGGAGGUGUCCUAAACUCUCUCUCUCUCUCUCUCUCUCUCUCCCCAUAACUAGGACUAGGAUAUAGGAAUAGGAUCCAGUCGAUCAUCGAAACUAGUUAUGCCUGCUUUUACUUCUCUUUUGUCGUUUAUAUGCCCCUUUGACUCCCCCUCUAACUGUACGCUCCCGCCCACUACUUCUUCUUUACCUUUUUUAUUUUAUUUUUAAUUUUUUCAUUAACGUAGAUAUAGAUGUUAAAUACUCUAUAUAUGCUAACAUUCAUUCCCUUUCUUUCAUCUUUCUAGCUUCUUUGUAAUAAGUUGUAACUCAGAUUCUCUCUUCUCUCGCCACAAAAUUAAACCUCUCUUUCUGGGCUCAACAUUAUUAUAUGCUUUCUUCCAAAUUCCCAGCAGUCUGUUCAUUCUGAGACAGCCAUGUCUCUCUACCACCCCACCAACCUUAGGUGUUGCACUUCUUCCGCAUCAGCUUCUCCAAAUGGAAGAUCAACCAUAGCUGAAAAUCGAAACGCUGCAGUCUUGAGCUUUGAGGGGACUAAAAAUAGAAUUAAGAAGAUGUUCAAUAAGGUUGAACUUUCUGUUUCCUCAUAUGACACUGCCUGGGUUGCAAUGAUCCCUUCUCUGAACUCCCCUCAGAACCCUUUCUUCCCUGAAUGCUUAAAUUGGUUACUGGAUAAUCAACUCAGUGAUGGUUCAUGGGGUCUUUCGCACCAUGAUCCUUUGUUCAUCAAAGAUGCUAUCUUAUCAACCUUGGCAAGUGUCCUUGCACUAAAGCGUUGGAAUGUUGGCCAAGAACAAAUUAACAAGGGCCUAUAUUUUGUUGAGUCUAAUCUAGCUUCAGCUACUGAUGAUAAACAACAUUCUCCAAUUGGAUUUGAUAUAAUAUUACCUGCUAUGAUUGAAUAUGCUACAAGUUUGGAUCUGAAUUUUCCCAUUGAACCUGCAAAGUUGGAUGCUGUGGUUCAUAAUAGAGAGUUGAAGCUUAAGAGAGCCUGGGAAAGAAACUCAGAAGGGGAUAAAGCAUACUUGGCAUAUAUUUUAGAAGGAAUGGGAAAUCUACAGGAUUGGGAAAUGGCCAAGAAGUACCAAAGAAAGAAUGGUUCCCUGUUCAAUUCACCAUCUGCAACAGCAGCUGCUUUUACCAAUUUUAAGAAUGGUGGUUGUCUCAAGUACCUCUGCUCUGUCUUAGAGAAGUUUGGGAAUGCAGUUCCGACGGUUUAUCCUCUAGAUAUAUAUGCUCGUCUUUGUAUGGUUGACAGUCUUGAAAGGUUGGGAAUUGAUCGGCAUUUCAGAGAGGAAAUUAAAACUGUGCUGGACGAAACAUACAGAUGCUGGUUGCUGGAGGAUGAGAAUAUAUUCUUGGAUUCUGUCACUUGUGCUAUGGCAUUUCGCAUAUUGCGUCUCAAUGGAUAUGAUGUUUCUUCAGAACCAUUAACUCAAUUUUCAGAGGAUCAUAUUUUCAAUUACCUCGGAGGACAUAUGAAGGAUAUUAGCACAAUCUUAGAAUUGUAUAGGGCAUCACAAUUCAUCAUACAUCCAAAUGAAUCAAUCUUGGAGAAACAAAAUUUCUGGACGAGUCAUUUUCUAAAACAAGAACUAUCUAAUGGUUCAAUCAGGGCAGAUAAGCUCAACAAAUAUAUUGGACAAGAGGUAACUGAAGCUCUUAAGUUUCCUUUCUAUGCCAACUUGGAACGGUUAUCAAGCAGGAAAGCCAUAGAACAUUAUAACAUUGAUAGUACAAGAAUUCUUAAAACUUCAUAUAGUUCUUUGAAUAUUCGAAAUGAAUAUUUUCUUAAGUUAGCAGUGGAAGACUUCAACACCUGCCAAUCAAUACAACAAACGGAACUCCAAAUUCUUGCAAGGUGGAUAGUAGAGAACAAAUUAGACGAGCUAAAUUUUGCAAGGCAGAAGCUAGCUUACUGUUACUUUUCAGCUGCCGCAACUCUUUUUGCUCCUGAAUUAUAUGAUGCUCGCAUAUCAUGGGCUAAAAACGGGGUUCUCACAACAGUUGUAGAUGAUUUCUUUGACGUUGGAGGUUCAGAAGAGGAACUACUAAACCUCAUACAAUUGGUUGAGAAGUGGGAUGUAAAUGUCACUGUUGAAUGUUGCUCUGAGAAUGUUAAAAUUAUCUUUUUAGCGCUUCAUGGCGCAAUUUCUGAUAUAGGAGCCCAAGCAUCCAUGUGGCAAGGGCGUGAUGUGAAAUAUCACAUAAUUGAAAUUUGGCUGGAUUUGCUCAAGUCUAUGUUGAAGGAAGCUGAGUGGCUGAAACACAAGUCAACGCCAACAAUGGAUGAGUAUAUGACAAAUGGUUAUGUAUCAUUUGCCUUGGGGCCAAUUGUCCUCCCAGCUCUUUACUUGGUUGGGCCUAAGCUUUCUGAGGAGGUUGUUAGACAUUCCGAGUUUCAUAAUCUAUAUAAACUCAUGAGCACCGGCGGACGUCUUCUCAAUGAUAUCCACAGCUUUAAGAGAGAAUCUGAGGAAGGGAAAUUAAAUGCUGUAUCAUUGGCAAUGAUUCAGAGUAAUGGUAAUGCAACUGAAGAAGAAUGCAUCAAGGGGAUGAAGAGUGUUAUAAGCAGUAAGAGGAGAGAACUACUGAGAUUAGUUUUGCAGGAGAAGGGUUGUGUAGUUCCCAGAGCUUGCAAAGAUUUGUUUUGGAAAAUGAGCAAAGUGUUGCACCUUUUCUAUGCCAAGGAUGAUGGAUUUACCUCUCAUGAGAUGGCCAAUGCUGUAAAUGCUGUAAUUCGUGAUCCUCUACUUCUAACUGAAUCUUAAGCAGAAAAUAUAUGCAAUACCAUGUUGAAUAAGUUUUGGCUUUGGUGCCAUGGAUGGAGAGGAUGUGUCCAAAUUUGGUGGUGAAUUGGUAAUGCCAGAAUUGGGUUAUCUAUGCCACCUUAUAGCUUUAGCAAAAUUAUGAAAGAAAAACUAGGAUUUUUUUUUUUUUUGGCUUUUCGCUGGGUUGUGGGAAUGAUUGUAAUUAUGGUAAGAUGUAUCCUGGUUUCUAAGGUAUCCGAGGAAGAGAAAUAAAUAUGACUGGGUGACAUGAGAUAUAUUUAUGCAAUAUAAAUAGGGAGUGGCUUAUUCUUCUAAUUUAUAUGGAUCUUCCAUAAUUAUCUUUGUUACAAAAUACAAUUUAUUUGCUGGUUAAGAAUAAAUCUUUGAUUAUUGAAUCUUA